CAAAAGACUUUAAAGCCAAGCCUAUUGAGGGUACGGGUUCUUGCCAUACUGAACCCAUUCGAUCUAGAUUCAUCAUCAUCCACAUACCUAGCUAACAUGGCAACGACCAAAGUAAGCCUGAAGCUUUUCAUAGACAAGAAGGGCCGACGGGUGCUCUUUGCUGAAGCAGACAAAGAAUUUGUUGAUUUCCUCUAUAGCAUUUUCACUCUGCCGGUCGGAGCUGUCACGAGCCUUCUUAAAGAGGGAGGCGGCAUGGUAGGCAGCUUGCCAAGCCUCUACCAGACAUUUGAAAAUCUGAGUGAAACUCGCAUAUUCCAACCAGACAAAAACAAACGCUUCCUGUUAGAACCCAUGGUAUUCAUGCCUGGUGCUAAAGUCCCUCUUCUAUUGCCCAACGUUGGGUCAACGACAACAUUCCGCCAAUUUUAUAGGUGUUCUGCGAACUCCUACGUGGGUUGUAGAAAUUACGUGGCUGAUGACAAUAGCACAGUUUGUCCUCAGUGCAAGUCUAAGAUGAACUGUCUAGUGACAUUCCUAGAGCCAACAAGCGCAAUCGGGGAAUCCUCCACUAGUGAGGAAGAUUACGUGAAACGGACGGCUACAUACAUGGUGAUGGAUGAUAUGGAGGUGAAGCCCUUGUCCUCCACCACUCUUAUCCCUCUGCUUACCAAGUUUAAUGAUACAAAUGAUAUUGAGGAGAAAGUGGUCGAUGUGGGCAUGGAUGAGGGUGUGAAAUUGCUUCAAGCUUCUUUCCAAUCAAAGACUGUUUUGACUGACGACUUCCUUCCGGCAGAAAUCACAAAAACUGAUGAGGAGUCAAUUAUUAAGAGUCGGGACUUACCCGACCAGAUCGGUGGUCCUAUUUGGAUCGAAAUUUAGCCGAAAUCGGUUUCGAAAUUUGUUCGGUUAAGUCAGUAAAUUCGAUUCGGUUAAAGUUAACUUUAUCGGUAGACGGUAGUCAAAUAAUUUGCCAUCCCUAACCAUCUAAUUGAUUAAUUCAAGAGGAUGUAAUCCUAAAUCAAGGGAUUGGUGGGACUGGUUGAUGCGAAGGAAUCAUGAGAUUAUAGCAAUUAAGGCAAUGUUGAAAAUGUGUGGUGUAUUUCUAUCUAGGUGCAAGAGCUCGGAACUCUGAGGCACAAUAGUUGGUUUGGCAAAUUAAAAUUGUUUUCAAGAAAAAAAAAAAAAAAACAAUUUUCUUUGUUUUUA
Messenger RNA from Alnus glutinosa, 1206 nucleotides. RefSeq lists its product as uncharacterized. The transcript has 2 exons. Bases 97 to 879 code for a protein of 260 amino acids. Lineage: Eukaryota; Viridiplantae; Streptophyta; Magnoliopsida; Fagales; Betulaceae. The record is from RefSeq and is a predicted model, not a curated record.